ACAAAAUCUUAUUAGUAAAAAAGAAAAUUAUUCAAACAAAAUCCCCCUCUUGAUCACCUCUUGUUUAUUAAUAAUAAUACUAAUAAUUAAUAAUAAGGGAUAAUCCCAUUUCAUUGAAGAACACCUCCUAAAAAAUCAUGAGAGAAAUCCUUCAUAUUCAAGCAGGACAAUGUGGUAACCAAAUUGGUGCACAAUUUUGGGAGGUUGUUUGCAAUGAACAUGGCAUUGAUUUUAGCGGGAAGUACGUCGGAGAUUCGCCGUUACAACUCGAACGAUCCGAUGUUUACUACAAUGAGGUGAGUGGUGGGCGGUAUGUGCCGAGAGCAGUGAUGAUAGACCUUGAGCCAGGCACCAUGGAUUCCCUUAAAGCUAGUCCUUAUGGUAACAUUUUUAGGCCUGAUAACUUUGUGUUUGCACAAAAUGGUGCUGGUAAUAAUUGGGCUAAAGGACAUUAUACUGAAGGUGCUGAAUUGAUUGAUUCUGUUCUUGAUGUUGUUCGUAAAGAGGCUGAGAAUUCUGAUUCCUUGCAAGGUUUUCAAAUAUGCCAUUCUCUAGGAGGAGGAACAGGAUCAGGAAUGGGGACCUUGCUAUUAUCAAAGAUUAAGGAGGAGUAUCCUGAUCGUAUGAUGAUGACCUUCUCUGUGUUUCCGUCUCCAAAGGUGUCUGACACGGUGGUGGAGCCUUACAACGCCACUCUAUCCGUCCACCAGCUGGUGGAGAAUGCUGAUGAGUGCAUGGUGCUUGACAAUGAAGCCCUUUAUGACAUCUGCUUACGCACACUCAAGCUCAGCAACCCGCGCUUUGGUGAUCUAAACCACCUGAUCUCGGGAACAAUGAGUGGUAUAACAUGCUGUCUUCGUUUCCCUGGACAACUUAACUCCGAUCUCAGAAAGUUGGCAGUGAACUUGAUUCCCUUCCCUCGACUUCACUUCUUCAUGGUUGGGUUUGCUCCCUUGACCUCCCUCGGUUCUCAGCAGUACCGAUCCUUGUCCAUCCCUGAACUCACCCAACAAAUGUGGGAUGCGAAGAACAUGAUGUGUGCAGCAGACCCUCGUCAUGGAAGGUACCUUACAGCAUCAGCAAUGUUUCGAGGAAAAAUGAGCACAAAAGAAGUAGACCAACAAAUGACUAAUGUUCAGAACAAAAAUACAUCUUAUUUUGUAGAGUGGAUCCCCAACAAUGUUAAGUCUAGCGUGUGCGACAUCCCACCAACCGGACUUUCUAUGUCCUCGACUUUUAUUGGAAACUCGACUUCCAUUCAAGAGAUGUUCCGAAGGGUAUCAGAGCAGUUUACGGUCAUGUUUAGGAGGAAGGCUUUCUUGCAUUGGUACACCGGUGAGGGUAUGGACGAGAUGGAAUUCACCGAAGCUGAGAGUAAUAUGAAUGAUUUGGUGUCCGAGUAUCAGCAGUAUCAGGAAGCCGGUGUGGAACUUGAGGAGGAGUACGAGAAUGAAGACGCUUAAUUAUAAACUAAUUAAGGAGGAGAAUAAGAGUUUAUUCUUUUUCAAGUGAUGCAUUUACUAGCAAGAGGGAAGAGGGGAGAUUCUUAUUUUUGUACAAGGAAUUGAACUUGUUUAAUUUACUUGCGCUUUUAUUUUUAUGUAAUUAAUUAAUAAUUACAUUAUUACUAAAUAUAGCAAGUUUGACUGAGACAAUUUAUGCUAA
Molecule: messenger RNA, 1665 nt
Organism: Amaranthus tricolor (Joseph's coat)
Lineage: Eukaryota; Viridiplantae; Streptophyta; Magnoliopsida; Caryophyllales; Amaranthaceae
Product: tubulin beta chain-like
Exons: 3
Coding region: 138-1463 (441 amino acids)
Biological process (GO): mitotic cell cycle; microtubule cytoskeleton organization
Cellular component (GO): cytoplasm; microtubule
Molecular function (GO): structural constituent of cytoskeleton; GTP binding; GTPase activity
Source: RefSeq, a predicted model, not a curated record